Saccostrea echinata is the source of this 705-nucleotide messenger RNA. Its product is annotated as ovoinhibitor-like. Gene Ontology annotation, molecular function: protein binding. NCBI's taxonomy places the organism in Eukaryota, Metazoa, Mollusca, Bivalvia, Ostreida, Ostreidae. The coding region runs from base 1 to 705 and encodes 234 amino acids. The transcript has 5 exons. The record is from RefSeq and is a predicted model, not a curated record.
AUGUUUAACAGAAAUCUCUUAUAUUUCCCAGCGGUUUUUGCAGCCGACCAAUCACAGAUCUGCCAAGAGACCAUUGCUCUAGGAUGUGAUUCUUACCAACCAAUAGAAUCAGACGAGACAGUAUGCGCUACAGAUGGAUCGCACUACAACAACUUUUGUGAAUUUAGCGUAGCAAAGUGUAAGAAUCCUGCACUGGACAUUGCUUCUCUGGGUCACUGUCCAGGAAUUCAGACAACUCAGACCGUAAGUCGUCCUUCCACAAGCCCACCCACCUCCCGCCCUCCUACAACACAUCUACCUACAUCAAAUCCUACAACACUAGACUCCUAUCAACAGAUAUUUUGCGACAACAAGGAUUCUGUUGCUUGUCCAAGCAGUGUAGAUCACGUUUGCGGCAGUGACGGUGUCAUGUACAAAAACAGUUGUGAGUUUGCAAAAGCCGUGUGCAGUAAUGGUAAUUUAAGCAAGCAAAAUAAUUCCUUCUGCCAUCAUACCACCACCACAACACGCCAGCCUACCACCCUGGACCCCACUCAACAGUUAUUCUGUGACAACAAAGAUUCCAUCUUGUGUCCGUCCACAGGAAGUCACGUGUGUGCAAGUGAUGGUGUCGUGUAUAAUAAUGAAUGUGAGUUUGCGAAAGCCAAGUGUAGCAAUGGCGCCCUAACUAUCCAGACCUCGUCGUUUUGUCAUCAUACAUUCUGA